AAUCGUCGCUGCUUUGGCGCUGCUUUGUGUUGGACGCAGGACCGCGUUGCUAACGAGAGGAAGAUGGACGAUGUGUGGGUUUCCGAUGGCACUCCACUUCAAAAUGAUCUGGUACCUUGCAGAAUUUGUGGAAGGACUUUUAUAGCAGCGACACGGCUAAAGCAUGAACCCAUCUGUCAAAAAAAUACUGCCAAAAGGAGGAGGGCCUUUGAUUCGAGCAGGCAGCGAGCUGAAGGCACCGAUAUUUCUACCUUAAAACCUUUGAAGCCCAGGCCUGAACCUCCCAAAAAGCCUUCAAACUGGCGAAGGAAGCAUGAGGAGUUUAUUACCACCAUCAGAGCAGCCAAAGGGCUGACUCAGGUAAUGAAGGAAGGAAGACCCCUCCCACCGCCACCUCCCCCCUCAUACAAUCCAGAUUACAUCCAGUGUCCGUAUUGUCAGAGAAGAUUUAGCCAGAGUGCAGCAGACAGACACAUUUCUUUCUGCAAAGAGCAGUCUGCACGUAUCACUAAGCCCAAACUCGCUGCUGUGAAAGGGAAACCGGCUGCUCAAACACAGUUCAAGUCCCCUGUGCUUAAAAAGACAAACUCACCAUCGUCCACACCUCCUGCAUCGACACGGAUUCCACUGCCUUCUGUCAGUGGGAAAACUGUAAGCGGUUUUGCUACCCCCAAAGGCAACACGUCUCCAGCCAGUGAGUACAAACUGCGGGAGGGAUCACCAGCAAAGCGGUUGGGAGCAAUAAACCACCCAACAGGAGGUGCUUCUGGUAUCAGGGCUCGGACUCUCACACCACCGAGUGUAACCAGAAAUAUCACUUCAACGGCCUUGGUGAACAGGAAGAAGGGCUACAAUGCUGAGAAUUACACACGGAACAAUAUCAAAUCAGGUUUUGACACUGGAGACGAUUCCUUGACUUUAAACGAUAGGAGCAUCAAGAGUAGUGAUCAAAAUCAACUCUCAAGAUUUUGCCAUGAUUGUGGAACCAAGUAUCCUGUAGAGUGGGCAAAGUUCUGUUGUGAGUGUGGGGUGAGAAGGAUGACCCUUUGAUCACGCAGUAUGUCUUGAUGAAAGCAUGUUAACAUGAUUGAAGUUCACAAGUUUAAAUGUUGCUUUCAUUAGCUAGUAUAAUCGACUUAUACUCGAGGUGGGGGGUGGCCUUUAGUUUGCUUUGUAUUUGGUGUUGUGCACAAUACUUUGGCAAAGGUGGCAUAACGAAAAACACUAAUAUCAUUCAAGUUGAUUUUCUUUUGUAUCGCUUCAAAUGCCAAUUGAAAUUCUGUCAGGGUUCCCCAUAGAAUUUAUUUGCUAAGCAACUGCUAUCCAAGGACAAGUGCACAUUGCCAGAAACCCGUAGGUAAAUGUUGCUUGUUCCUGUUGUUAUGAACAGCUGUACAGAUUUGGAGCAAAAACAUUUAGGGAAUGAACAUCCACCUUGGGUAGUUUAGGAGACAUCCUAAUAACCAAGUACAUGAUGUUGAAUACAUUUAAGUAAGCAUGUACUGUACUUCAUAUUUAGAUAGAAAAAUUAAACU
Messenger RNA from Callorhinchus milii (elephant shark), 1535 nucleotides. RefSeq names its product zinc finger, C2HC-type containing 1A (gene zc2hc1a). NCBI's taxonomy places the organism in Eukaryota, Metazoa, Chordata, Chondrichthyes, Chimaeriformes, Callorhinchidae. The record is from RefSeq and is a predicted model, not a curated record. The coding region runs from base 64 to 1050 and encodes 328 amino acids. The transcript has 9 exons.